Molecule: messenger RNA, 1077 nt
Organism: Moesziomyces antarcticus
Lineage: Eukaryota; Fungi; Basidiomycota; Ustilaginomycetes; Ustilaginales; Ustilaginaceae
Product: transcription initiation factor IID, TAF10 subunit
Exons: 1
Coding region: 1-1077 (358 amino acids)
Biological process (GO): transcription initiation at RNA polymerase II promoter
Cellular component (GO): transcription factor TFIID complex; nucleus; SAGA complex
Molecular function (GO): promoter-specific chromatin binding; RNA polymerase II general transcription initiation factor activity
Source: RefSeq, a predicted model, not a curated record
AUGUCCAACGCAUCUCCAUCCGUGACUGCGCCCAUCUCGGGCCCGCAGUCCGCACCCGUCGGCCAACCUCCAGCGCCAUCCGCCUCGCUCGUGGCCAAGUACCGCGGCGCUACGGUCGAGGACCUGCAGGUGCCACCUGCGAUCUCGGUGCCGCGCUCGACGUCGAUCGCCGCGGCACUGCGCGUGGCGCUCGACCACGACUACUCGCAGCUGCCGCUGGUGAGCGACAAGAACCGCAAGCUGCUCGGCUACGUUCAGAAGCACCGCCUCGAGGAGCAGCUCAAGGAGGGCAACAGCGACAAGACGGUCGCCUCCAUCAUGACCAAGUUCUCCAGCGGCCCAGCCGCGUCCGCGUCCUCGUCUGCACCGGCAGCUACGUAUACCGUCAUCACGCCCGACACGGGGCUGGCCGAGCUCGAGGUGUUUUUGCAGUCGCAACCGUUUGCGUUCAUCACGGAUCCCGGUAGGGCGUUUGUGCUGGGUGUGGCUACGCAGGAGGAUCUGUCCAAGUACGUCUCGCGUCGUGGACUGGAUGGGACGCGAUCGGGAGCUGCUACUCCCACCCAGACGACAACAUCCGCAGCAGCACCGCGCGACAAUGACGAGCCCAUGCCGUCCACCGCGGCGGCCGCAACAUCGCAAAGCGCCCCGCACACCAUGUCGCGCAGAGAAGAGGAGGAGUCGAGAAAGGACCGUACGCUCGCCGAGUUCCUGCAGCUGCUCGAUGGAUACGACCCCUUGAUACCCGACCAGGUCACCGACUUCUACCUCGAAAAGGUCGGAUUCGAGUGCCACGACCUGCGUCUCAAGAGGCUGCUCUCGCUGGCGGCCGAGAAGUUUGUGAGCGACAUUGCGGCGGAUGCAUUCCAGUAUGCGCGCAUUCGCACCAAUGCCGGGCCGGGUGGCAGGCCGCGUGGUCAGGUGGGUGCAGCAGGUGCAUCGGGCGCGGCAGGCGCAGCGGGCUCCAAUGCGCAGGGCGCAAGGGACCGUUCCCGAACCGUGCUUACAAUGGACGACCUCUCGGCUGCGCUGGGAGAGUACGGCAUCAAUGCGCGUCGUGCAGAGUAUUUCCGCUAG